GAUGUGGCAAAAAUGAAACGAAUGAUAUAAUACCGACUAGACUACUUAUACCUGCGCUCAUUAAUCACAUCUAAAACAUCAGCAACCCGAGCGCUCACACACAUCGAAUCAGAGCUUCGCGCAUCGCCCGCUUGAUUGACAAAAGCGCUGAAAUCGCGAAUGUCCUUCCGCCGCUGCUUCCGGAUGUUCAGUCUGAGCUGUUUCCGCCGCCAUUGCGGGUUUGAGUGAGUCCCAUCCGCGCAGAGAGGGGAGAAGAAAAAACACACCGACCAUCUGGCGGAUUGGCUUGACACGACGACAGCACGACGGUUGAUUUCUCUGUCUAAUCAAGCCGACAGACCCGCCUUUGAUCGGUUUUGACUCGGGGGUGUCCGCGGAGAGGAGGUCGUCGCGCGCUAAAGCCAGGCAGAAAUUUUUCGAGGAGUCCGGCCGGGAGGAUUGAGAACAGAAAGCCCAAACCAUGGCUCAAAUCCUGCCUAUCCGCUUCCAGGAGCACCUGCAGCUCCAAAACCUGGGUAUAAACCCAGCGAACAUUGGGUUCAGCACCCUCACGAUGGAGUCGGAUAAGUUCAUCUGCAUCCGGGAGAAGGUGGGCGAACAGGCCCAGGUGGUGAUCAUCGACAUGAGUGAUCCGAAUACCCCCAUCCGCAGGCCCAUCUCUGCAGACAGUGCCAUCAUGAACCCAGCCAGCAAAGUCAUUGCUCUUAAAGACGCGGCAAAAACCCUUCAGAUUUUCAACAUUGAAAUGAAGAGUAAGAUGAAGGCCCACACCAUGACCGAGGACGUUACGUUUUGGAAGUGGAUCUCUCUCAAUACCGUAGCACUUGUGACAGACAAUGCGGUCUAUCACUGGAGUAUGGAAGGAGAUUCGCAGCCCAUCAAAGUCUUUGACCGACACUCCAGUUUAGCAGGCUGCCAAAUUAUCAAUUACCGCACUGACGCCAAACAGAAAUGGCUGCUUCUGAUUGGAAUUUCUGCACAGCAAAACCGUGUUGUGGGUGCAAUGCAACUUUACUCAGUGGACAGAAAGGUGUCGCAGCCGAUCGAAGGCCACGCUGCUGGAUUUGCUCAGUUUAAAAUGGAGGGAAAUGCUGAGGAAUCCACCCUUUUCUGCUUCGCUGUUCGGGGACAAGCUGGAGGAAAGUUGCACAUUAUUGAAGUUGGAACACCUCCGUCAGGUAAUCAGCCGUUUCCAAAGAAAGCCGUCGACGUGUUUUUCCCUCCAGAGGCCCAGAACGAUUUUCCAGUUGCCAUGCAGAUAAGCUCCAAGCAUGAUGUUGUCUUUCUCAUCACCAAAUACGGCUACAUCCACCUGUAUGACCUUGAGAUGGGCACCUGCAUCUACAUGAACCGGAUCAGUGGAGAGACCAUUUUUGUCACCGCCUCCCAUGAAGCCACAUCUGGCAUUAUUGGCGUGAACCGGAAAGGACAGGUGCUGUCUGUGUGCGUGGAGGAAGAAAACAUCAUCCCUUACAUCACUAACGUGCUGCAGAACCCUGAUCUGGCCCUCAGGAUGGCCGUCCGCAACAACUUGGCAGGUGCCGAGGAGCUCUUUGCUCGCAAAUUCAACAAUCUGUUUGCUGGUGGAAACUACUCUGAAGCUGCCAAAGUGGCUGCCAAUGCACCGAAGGGCAUCCUGCGCACCCCAGACACCAUCCGUCGGUUCCAGAGUGUUCCUGCUCAGCCCGGUCAGACUUCACCCCUGCUGCAGUACUUUGGGAUCCUGCUGGACCAGGGCCAGCUGAACAAGUUUGAGUCACUGGAGCUUUGCAGGCCCGUCCUGCAGCAAGGCCGCAAACAGCUCCUGGAGAAAUGGCUGAAAGAAGACAAGCUGGAGUGCUCUGAGGAGUUGGGUGAUCUGGUGAAGUCUGUGGAUCCAACUCUUGCGCUUAGCGUUUAUCUAAGGGCCAACGUUCCCAACAAAGUGAUCCAGUGUUUCGCAGAGACUGGGCAGUUCCAGAAAAUUGUACUGUAUGCAAAAAAGGUUGGCUACACUCCAGACUGGAUCUUCCUGUUGAGGAACGUCAUGCGGGUCAGUCCAGAACAAGGCCUGCAGUUCUCCCAAAUGCUCGUUCAAGAUGAGGAACCUCUGGCUGACAUCACUCAGAUUGUGGAUGUGUUCAUGGAGUAUAACCUGAUCCAGCAGUGCACUUCUUUCCUGUUGGACGCGCUGAAGAACAACCGUCCCACUGAGAGUCCUUUGCAGACCCGUCUGUUGGAAAUGAACUUGAUGCAUGCCCCACAGGUGGCAGAUGCCAUCCUGGGGAACCAGAUGUUCACCCACUACGACCGGGCCCAUGUGGCUCAGCUGUGUGAGAAGGCAGGUCUUCUACAGCGAGCUCUGGAGCACUACACUGACUUGUAUGACAUCAAACGGGCCGUGGUCCACACCCACCUGCUAAACCCAGAGUGGCUGGUGAACUACUUCGGCUCUCUGUCAGUGGAGGACUCUCUGGAGUGUCUGAGAGCCAUGCUAUCUGCUAACAUCAGGCAGAACCUCCAGAUCUGCGUCCAGGUGGCCUCCAAGUAUCACGAGCAGCUCUCCACCCAGUCGCUCACAGAGCUCUUCGAGUCCUUCAAGAGCUUUGAGGGUCUGUUCUACUUUCUGGGCUCCAUUGUGAACUUCAGCCAGGAUCCAGAGGUUCACUUCAAAUACAUCCAGGCUGCCUGUAAAACUGGUCAAAUCAAGGAAGUGGAGAGAAUCUGCAGAGAGAGCAACUGUUACGAUCCCGAGCGUGUCAAGAACUUCCUCAAGGAAGCAAAACUGACCGACCAGCUGCCCCUCAUCAUUGUGUGUGACCGCUUUGACUUUGUCCACGACCUGGUGCUCUACUUGUACCGCAACAACCUGCAGAAGUACAUUGAGAUCUAUGUUCAGAAGGUUAACCCCAGCCGUUUACCCGUGGUGAUUGGAGGGCUGCUGGACGUGGACUGCUCCGAGGACGUCAUUAAGAAUCUCAUUCUGGUGGUCAGAGGCCAGUUCUCCACUGAUGAGCUUGUGGCCGAGGUGGAGAAAAGAAACAGACUGAAGCUGCUUCUUCCGUGGUUGGAGGCCCGUAUCCACGAGGGCUGUGAGGAACCUGCUACCCAUAAUGCCCUGGCUAAGAUCUACAUCGACAGCAACAACAACCCUGAGCGCUUCCUUCGAGAAAACCCAUAUUAUGACAGUCGUGUUGUGGGGAAGUACUGUGAGAAGAGGGACCCCCAUUUGGCCUGUGUGGCUUAUGAGAGAGGACAGUGUGACCAAGAGCUCAUCCAUGUUUGCAACGAGAACUCGCUCUUCAAGAGUCUGUCCCGAUACCUUGUGCGGCGUAAGGACCCUGAGCUGUGGGCUAGUGUGCUUCUGGAAAGCAACCCCUACAGGAGACCCCUAAUCGACCAGGUUGUUCAGACUGCCCUGUCUGAGACCCAGGACCCUGAAGAAGUCUCAGUUACUGUCAAAGCUUUCAUGACUGCUGACCUGCCCAAUGAACUCAUUGAACUCCUGGAGAAGAUCGUCCUGGACAACUCUAUUUUCAGCGAACACAGGAACCUGCAGAACCUCCUGAUCCUCACCGCCAUUAAAGCUGACCGCACUCGUGUCAUGGAGUACAUCAACCGCCUCGACAACUAUGACGCCCCAGACAUCGCUAACAUUGCCAUUAGCAAUGAGCUCUUCGAGGAGGCUUUUGCAAUCUUCAGGAAGUUCGAUGUGAACACCUCAGCAGUGCAGGUUCUCAUCGAACACAUUGGGAAUCUGGACCGGGCUUAUGAGUUUGCUGAGCGCUGUAAUGAGCCGGCCGUGUGGAGUCAGCUGGCUAAAGCACAGCUGCAGAAGGGGCUGGUGAAAGAGGCCAUCGACUCUUACAUCAAAGCUGACGACCCUUCAGCCUACAUGGAAGUGGGACAAGCUGCAGCCCAAAGUGGAAACUGGGAGGAUCUGGUCAAGUUUCUGCAGAUGGCUCGUAAGAAGGCUCGUGAAUCGUAUGUGGAGACCGAGCUGAUCUUUGCCCUGGCCAAGACUAACCGUCUGGCUGAACUGGAGGAGUUUAUCAAUGGGCCAAACAACGCACACAUUCAACAAGUUGGUGACCGAUGCUAUGACGAGAAGAUGUACGAGGCAGCAAAACUACUUUAUAACAAUGUAUCCAACUUUGGCCGUCUGGCCUCCACUCUGGUGCAUCUCGGCGAGUAUCAGGCUGCUGUCGAUGGGGCCCGCAAGGCCAACAGCACAAGGACCUGGAAAGAGGUUUGCUUUGCCUGUGUUGAUGGGAAGGAGUUUCGUCUGGCUCAGAUGUGUGGAUUACAUAUUGUCGUUCAUGCUGAUGAACUUGAGGAGCUCAUCAACUACUACCAGGACCGUGGCUAUUUCGAGGAGCUGAUCACCAUGUUGGAGGCGGCGCUGGGGUUGGAGCGCGCUCACAUGGGCAUGUUCACAGAACUGGCAAUCCUCUACUCCAAAUUCAAACCGCAGAAGAUGAGGGAGCACCUGGAGCUCUUCUGGUCCAGAGUCAACAUUCCCAAGGUUUUGAGGGCAGCAGAACAGGCUCACCUGUGGGGAGAGCUAGUCUUCCUGUAUGAUAAGUAUGAGGAGUUUGACAACGCCAUUAUCACCAUGAUGAGCCAUCCUUCAGAUGCCUGGAAGGAGAGCCAGUUCAAGGACAUCAUAACCAAGGUUGCUAAUGUUGAGCUGUAUUACAAAGCCACCCAGUUCUACCUGGAGUUCAAACCGCUGUUACUGAAUGACCUGUUGAUCAUAUUGUCCCCACGUCUCGACCACACUCGUGCCGUCAACUUCUUCAGCAAGGUCAAGCAAUUGUCGUUGGUGAAACCAUACCUGAGAUCUGUACAGAACCACAACAACAAGGCUGUAAAUGAGGCUCUAAAUAAUCUCUUCAUCACUGAGGAGGAUUAUCAGGCUCUGCGUACAUCCAUUGAUGCUUACGAUAACUUCGACAACAUAUCUCUGGCUCAGAGCUUGGAGAGGCACGAACUCAUCGAGUUCAGGCGAAUCGCCGCCUACCUGUUCAAAGGCAACAACCGCUGGAAACAGAGCGUGGAACUGUGCAAGAAAGACAAACUCUACAAGGACGCAAUGCAGUAUGCUUCAGAGUCAAAGGACACAGAGCUGGCUGAGGAGCUGCUGCAGUGGUUCUUGCAGGAAGACAAGAAAGAGUGUUUUGCUGCCUGCCUGUUCACCUGCUACGACCUGCUGAGGCCCGACGUGGUGCUGGAGACCGCCUGGAGGCACAACCUCAUGGACUUCUCCAUGCCCUACUUCAUCCAGGUCAUGAGGGAAUACCUCAGCAAGGUUGAUGCAAUUAAGGAAAAGGUUGAUAAGUUGGAUGCUUCUGAGUCUUUGAGGAAAGAGGAAGAACAGCUCACAGAGGCACAACCCAUUGUCUACGGCACACCCCAGCUGAUGCUCACCGCAGGCCCCAGUGUCGCAGUCCCCCCUCAGCAGCCUUACGGCUACGGUUACCCCACAGCGACUGGAUACGGCCAACCCGCACAGCCAGGCUUCGGCUACGGCAUGUGAAGCCCUCCUGCCACAGCUGUCCAUCCAUCUCUCCUUAAGUUCCUUACUAGCUUAUUGUGAUCUACUCACAAGGUUAUAUACAGUCAAAAAAAAAAAAAAAGUUACAAGUUUUAAAUUAUUUUCCUUAAAAUGCAAUGAAGGACUUCAUUUUUAUUUGUGUUGUCAAAGAAAUUAUCAGACCACAUUUUUGUUAUUUCACAUUCCAUAUUUAAGGCUACUUCUAUCUACUAGUUUUUCUUUUCAUUUUUUUUUUGUGAGCUGAUUUUCUUUUUUUUAAGGGGGCAUGGGUUGUGUAUGUAAGUGGAGUGUCAAGAAGAGCAAUUAACCUUAAAAUAUGUCGUGAAGCAUCUGAUUUGCACUCUGUCGUGAGAGGAAACUAAUGUAGAAUCUCUUAAUUUUGAUGUAUUGUAUGUGAAGAGCUUACACUGUCAGUCUGUUUAAUGCAUUUCAUUAUUGUAUAUUCUGAAAAAAAGGUUAAACAAUAUUUGAACAUGAACGUAUGCAUCCAUGGGUACAUUGAGCUAACACUAAGUAAAAAAUCUGAUACCCUACACGAAUAUGUAGCUGUAUGGAAAUUUUAAGCACAUACAGACAUGAAUAUAGUAAAUGAUUUUAAUCCCUUAGCCUAAACGGGUUUCCCGGAUUGACCUCGUAGUUGUUAACAUCUCAUUCACUCCAUGUGUAACAGGUGACCUUUUCUUGUAUUGAAUACAGUGCUCUUUCUUGUGUGAAUCCAUUUCCAUAAAUGAGCAAGGGAUGCAUCGAUUCUUCUGACUUGUGUGUUUACUCAUCCGAUUCUUUGUAUUGGGGUUUGUGUGUGCCAGGUGUCGUGCUGUUCUUGCUCACUAUUCGAGUGUACAGAAGAAUGAAUACACAAAUGGAGACCAAUGCUUUGUCCAUCUGUAAGAUUUGUGUGCGGUCUGCAGAUUCGGGAAUAAAUUCACAGGAUUGUGAUUACUUUGGUGGCUUGAUUGUAAACCGGCAAAGAUUAAAAUGAAACCCAUCCAUUCUCCAUC
Messenger RNA from Carassius auratus (goldfish), 6534 nucleotides. It is a transcript of the gene cltcb, whose product is annotated as clathrin, heavy chain b (Hc). The record is from RefSeq and is a predicted model, not a curated record. The transcript has 34 exons. Gene Ontology annotation, cellular component: extracellular exosome; clathrin complex; clathrin coat of trans-Golgi network vesicle. Gene Ontology annotation, molecular function: structural molecule activity; clathrin light chain binding. Gene Ontology annotation, biological process: mitotic cell cycle; intracellular protein transport; receptor-mediated endocytosis. NCBI's taxonomy places the organism in Eukaryota, Metazoa, Chordata, Actinopteri, Cypriniformes, Cyprinidae. The coding region runs from base 461 to 5518 and encodes 1685 amino acids.